This is a messenger RNA of Aspergillus eucalypticola CBS 122712, 665 nucleotides long. RefSeq names its product sorting nexin-3. Gene Ontology annotation, cellular component: early endosome membrane; retromer complex. The coding region runs from base 176 to 604 and encodes 142 amino acids. The record is from RefSeq and is a predicted model, not a curated record. Gene Ontology annotation, biological process: late endosome to Golgi transport; endocytic recycling. Gene Ontology annotation, molecular function: phosphatidylinositol-3-phosphate binding. The transcript has 4 exons. Lineage: Eukaryota; Fungi; Ascomycota; Eurotiomycetes; Eurotiales; Aspergillaceae.
GUUUUCUUGAAAUCGUGUUCAAUCCACCCACUUUACCACCCCUGGAAGUAAAACGCAUCGAGCUUCCCCGCAUCCACUACUACCCUCUCUACAUUAACAGACAUAACACACACCAACGAAUAACCAAAACCAAAUCCCCCACCUCCCCCGAAGGGAAAAAAGUUUAAAGAGCAAGAUGCAAGCCGUUCCCGAAUCCCGCCAACAAACCUUCGAGGAGAUUUACGGCCCUCCGGAGAACUUCCUCGAGAUAGAAGUCCGAAACCCCCAAACGCACGGCACUUCUCGCAACAUGUACACCUCCUACGAAAUCGUCUGCCGCACCAACAUCCCCGCCUUCAAAUUGAAACAUUCCGUCGUAAGGCGCCGAUACUCCGAUUUCGAGUACUUCCGGGAUAUACUCGAGCGGGAGUCCACGAGGGUCACGAUCCCGCCGCUACCGGGGAAGGUAUUCACGAAUCGGUUCAGUGAUGAUGUGAUUGAGCAUCGACGGGAGGGGUUGCAGAGAUUCUUGCAGAUUGUGGCGGGUCAUCCGUUGUUGCAGACGGGGAGUAAGGUGUUGGCGAGUUUUGUGCAAGAUCCGAAUUGGGAUCGGAAUGCGUGGUAGAUUGAUACGUACUUCGUACUGUGGGGGAGGGAUUUAGAGGGGUGAGUUGGGUUGGGGGUAU